AAAGCGAAACAUCAAUGUCAAAUGUUAGUACGUAUGAAAGUCAUUUUGUGGUAUAAAUGCUAUGAAGUUAGAUCACACACCGGAUUAGGAAAUAGUUUAAUAAAUUAAACAUUCUAAAUGUUAAGACAAAAAGAUGCUGUCGUUAUUUGGAAAUGCCAGAGGUAGGAAAAAGAAGCCUCAACUUGCCCGAUUACCGAUUCUUUUUAAAAUUCAUCCUAUUAAGCAGUAUAAUCGUAAAGAAUUUUCUAACGACAACGAUCCGGAAUGUUUCCAUCGAGCAAUAGGUUCCAUUUUAUUUUUAUCACAAUUUUUUGGUAUUCUGCCCAUUAAUCAUAUUCGGGCUGUAAAUAUCAAAAAAUUUUCAUUCAAAAGGUUUUCACCUCGAACUAUCUAUUCGUACUGCAUACUUUUUACAAUAUUCAUUAUGACAUUAAUAUCUGUUGUACAUCUAUUGAAGACACUUAACACCGAUAGUUUUCAAACAAAAGGCGGAAUAUCUGACGCUACUAUAGGAGCUGUAUUUUAUGGCAACAGCCUGAUCGGUAAUAUUAUGUUUUUGCGGCUCUGUCCUAGAUGGAUUUCUAUACAAUAUGACUGGAGAGCAAUGGAGCAAAUACUUGAUGAAAAAUGGAAGAAACCCGCUCUACGGUGGAGAUUUACAAUAAUUAGUUGGACGAUCCUAAGCCUCGCCCUUCUGGAACACCUUCUAAGUAUGGUAAAAAAUGUUCCCCUAGCGGACUGGGGAUCCCACAGUUUCGGGGAUUUUAUUUUUGUCUAUACAAAGAAGUCACAUCACUUCAUCAUACAAAACAUCGACUACAAUUUUUUAUUAGGCUUAUUCAUCUUCGUGGUUAGUAAAAUAGCUACAUUCACGUGGAAUUUUACAGACUUAUUUAUAAUGAUAAUUUCAACAGCCAUAGCUGAAAGAUAUAAAUGUUUAAAUGAACGUAUUAUUAGAAUAACACCAGAACGCGUAACAAUUGCUGAUUGGUACAAAUUUCGUCAAAGUUAUGCUAUAUUGAGCACUCUCGUAAAAAAAAUUGAUAAUGAAAUUUCGGGAAUUGUGCUUUUAUCUUUCACUAAUAAUAUAUAUUUUAUUUGCCUUCAACUUUUGAAUGGUUUAUCACCCAACAAUUCAGAAAAUCCAAUAAUGAAUUCCAUUUAUUUCUUCGGAUCAUUUAUAUUUCUAAUUGGGCGAACAACGGCUGUAACGUUAUUAACUGCUCGCAUCAACGAUCAAUGUAAAGUUAUUUUACCAGUUUUAUAUAACUGUCCAUCGAUCAAUUAUUGUCUUGAGGCACAGCGAUUACAAAAUCAAAUUUGUAAUGAUGACGUGGCACUAACUGGACAUCGUUUCUUUUCCAUCACUCGAAAUUUUAUGCUUGCAGUUGCUGGAGCUAUUGUGACAUAUGAAGUUGUUUUAUUACAAUUUAAUAUUGCUUUGCAACGAGAUUGA
Messenger RNA from Ceratosolen solmsi marchali, 1456 nucleotides. RefSeq names its product gustatory receptor for sugar taste 64f. The transcript has 10 exons. Lineage: Eukaryota; Metazoa; Arthropoda; Insecta; Hymenoptera; Agaonidae. The record is from RefSeq and is a predicted model, not a curated record. Bases 134 to 1456 code for a protein of 440 amino acids. Gene Ontology annotation, molecular function: taste receptor activity. Gene Ontology annotation, cellular component: membrane. Gene Ontology annotation, biological process: detection of chemical stimulus involved in sensory perception of taste; sensory perception of chemical stimulus.